AUGAACAAAGAAGAAGAACCUAUUUAAGAACCAUUAAUUAAUGAUGGCAAUUAAUAAACUAAAGGAAAAAGUAACAGGGGAAUGUCUCAAUUGUCAGCUUUGACUGAACAAUCAAAGAAUGAGACUCAUCUUUAUGAAAUUCCAGAUCUAUCUAAUGUUACGCAAAAUGUUCUUUGUCGUUUAAUAGCAGUUUCAGUUGUUUGCAUAGUAUUUUUGAUAGCAGAAGUUUUUAUUUUGAUUUAAGUUUUAAGGUAGUAGGAGGAUUAUGGGCAUAAUCACUAGCCAUAUUAUCUGACGCAGCUCAUAUGUUUUCUGAUAUGAGUGGGUUUUUUAUAUCAAUUUUUUCAAUUUGGUUGAGUUAACGACCUGCAUCUUAGAAAAUGUCUUUUGGAUAUCAUCGAGCAGAAGUAAUUGGAGCAUUGGCAAGUAUCGUAUUGAUUUGGGGUCUGACUAUUUUAUUGUUAUAUGAGGCAACAGAAAGAAUGAUAAACAAGUCUUUGGUAACUGAACCACUUAUAAUGUUAAUUACAGCAGGAUUUGGAUUAUUUUGUAAUUUAGUAAUGGCAAAAGUAUUGCAUUCAUCACCAACUGGUGGACAUGAUCAUGGAAAUAUUAUGCAUUAAUGUAGUGGACAUCAUCAUGGUCAUGAUCAUAAUCACGAACAUAAUCAUGAACAUGAACAUGAUCAUCAUGAAGGUGAAAAAAAAAAAUAAAAGAAGAAAUAUCAUGUUAAAUAAAAACGAUCUAUGGUUAGUGAGAAUGGAGUAAGUAUGUUAGUUGUUGAAUAAAGUAUUGAAUCUGANAAAAUCAUCCAUAAUCAUAUUAGAAAUAAUAUAUUUUCAAUAUUCAACUUCAAAAUUGGGAUAUAUGUAAACAUUUAUGAUUAUAAUUAACUUUCGUUAUAAUUUUUUUGA
This is a messenger RNA of Paramecium primaurelia, 914 nucleotides long. The record is from the annotation of a GenBank genome assembly. NCBI's taxonomy places the organism in Eukaryota, Ciliophora, Oligohymenophorea, Peniculida, Parameciidae.